This is a messenger RNA of Ogataea angusta, 1200 nucleotides long. RefSeq lists its product as uncharacterized. Gene Ontology annotation, cellular component: mitochondrion. Gene Ontology annotation, biological process: tRNA wobble position uridine thiolation. The transcript has a single exon. The coding region runs from base 1 to 1200 and encodes 399 amino acids. The record is from RefSeq and is a predicted model, not a curated record. NCBI's taxonomy places the organism in Eukaryota, Fungi, Ascomycota, Pichiomycetes, Pichiales, Pichiaceae. Gene Ontology annotation, molecular function: sulfurtransferase activity.
AUGAGAGUGCGAGCGUUGCGACUGGUACGGAGACUGAGCUCCCUGCGCGGAUCGACGCUUGCAGACUACGUCCAGCCCACCCCACACCCAGACGAUCAGAUCGUCGUCUCGAUGUCGUCGGGCGUCGAUUCCUCGGUCGCUGCGCUGAUGUAUGCCAAAGAGUACAAGAACGUCAAGGGCAUAUUUAUGGCGAACUGGUCGCCCGAUUCCAGGGGAGGCGCGUCGAGGUGCACGGUCGAGAGCGACUGGGAGGAGGUGCAGACGAUCUGCGACCAGAUCGGGAUCCCCUGUGAGCGAGUCAAUUUUGAAAAAGAAUACUGGUCAGACGUCUUUGAGCCCAUGCUGGAGAUGUAUCGCAAGGGCCUGACGCCGAAUCCGGACGUCGGGUGCAACAAGUACGUCAAGUUCGGCAAGAUGGUCGAGCAUCUGUCCAACAAGUUCCCGCAGGACAACUGGUGGCUCGUGACAGGCCACUAUGCGCGGAUCAUGAAACACAGAGCAACGGGCGAGUCGCAUCUUUUGAGAGCGUGCUAUCUGCCGAAAGACCAGUCGUACUAUCUCAGCCAGUUGCCGGAAUCCGUUUUGGGCAGGGUUUUGAUGCCUAUUGGCCAUUACACCAAGCCAGAAGUCAGAGAGCUGGCGCAGCGGUACGGGCUGACCUCCAAGGACAAGCGCGACUCGCAAGGGCUGUGUUUCGUCUCGCAGCACGGCAAAUUCAAAGACUUUCUCGACGAGUUCCUGCCGCCAAGCCCGGGCGACAUCGUCACCGCAGAUGGCCGUGUCUGGGGCAGACACAACGGGCUGUGGCACGGCACCAUUGGCCAGCGGUCUGGGAUCUCGAUGCCGCAGGGCGAUCCGGAGAUGAAAGGCGUGUGGUUUAUCUCGGGCAAGAACUACGAUAAGAACCAGCUCGUCAUCUCCAAGAAGACCGACCGCGCGGCUUUCGAGAAAGACCGCCUCAAGGUGGCCGACUGGCAAUGGAUAAACUCCUCGGUAAACUUCGAAAAUUUUGAUCCCGCAGAGCUGACCGUCCAAGUCCGGUCGCUGGAGUCGCCGCGCGCGCUGACGGCGGUGGUGGCCGGCGACGAGCCAGAGUUUCUGCUACACGAAAAAAUCGACGGCGUGGCACCCGGCCAAAACCUAGUCCUGUAUAAAAACGAGCGCGUUCUCGGCGGCGGAAUCAUCGCCGAGGCCAACUAA